AUGUCUAAUGGAAAUUUGAAGCCGGGACCAGCUGCAGGUGAUUCGGACAUUAGGAACAACCCCAUAAUCGAAGCAUUUGUAAAUCGGGAGAGUGAACUGGGUACCUUGUCUGAGCCACGACCGACAGCACUUCAAGUGAGCACUCUCAUCACUCCCGUUCAGCACCGUCAGUCAAUGCCGUACGAGGGAGUGAGUGCGAGGUUGGCUGAUUAUCCACAGUCAGCUCGGAUCUUUAGCGGUGUGCACGUGACACCAGUCCAUUUAAUGGGUCACACCUCCGUAAAUAUCCGCGACAAUCCGUCAAUCCAAUCAAGUCAGAGUCAACAAAACAAUAACAUGCUCUUUCAGAAAUCAUCACUAGACGUAGAAUUGUCUGAGAAACAAAACCGAAGGGGAGGCCCUAAAACCAACAUUGUGCAACAUUCCUGUGUUGAUGAUGAUGAAACAAGUGAUUGUUUAAGGGAUCAAGUUUCAUCGCUGUACAAAUCUUCAAAUUCGGCACGGAAUUACGAGGGCAUGCUAUGUAAAACGAUAACCUAUGGCAAGGCGCAUAUUUUCUGUUUGUCAGCAUCGAUUGUGACCUUUGUUCUUAUCCUUUUCGAAUCCCGUUUCCUGCUUGCAUGUUUAUACACAGAAAAUGACUGCGCUACCGUCGCAUCCUUUGUAUUUCGUGCAGCUCUGCUGUCUAUCAUUAUAAUUCUACUUGAAUUAAUAAAACUGCUUCUUCAGAGAGUGAAGUCGACUAAGUUGACAAGCCCGUACCCUGCAAAUACCGCCAGCGCUGACCUUUCCGUGCCAGGCGAUGGUUUGGAGGUGCGCUUUGGGAAAAGCACUGCUCAGCCUGUUAUAAGUGUAUUCUCUUCAGUGGACCGCGUUGUAGCUGCACUUGUUACUAUUGGUGCGGUGUUGGCCUGUUUCAUGGCCCUAAUGGAUUGGAUCGCCUGUUGGGUAUCCUAUAAUUCAAGUGUCGCGAGAAAGGACUAUACCGACCUCCAAAAUCUAACGGCGAAGAACGAGCCUAUCCAUACGGACGCUAAAGCUUUGAGCCUGCUUCGACUUGAAAGUGGAAAUAGCACCACAGAUGAACAAAGCGGCCAAACCUCACGACGUCAACGCUCAGAUGUCAGGGCUAUUCACGAUCUUAAUAAUGCGGAUAACUUAGCCAGCCUCAUACGCGUAAACCCCGGAGGGCGGUCACCUUUGGACUGUGCACCCAAUGCCGUUGAAAAGUACCCGCGGAUCCACACAAUGCGCCAAUUCCACGCGUGCCAACAAGCUUGA
Messenger RNA from Echinococcus granulosus, 1281 nucleotides. RefSeq lists its product as hypothetical. Bases 1 to 1281 code for a protein of 426 amino acids. The record is from RefSeq and is a predicted model, not a curated record. The transcript has 3 exons. NCBI's taxonomy places the organism in Eukaryota, Metazoa, Platyhelminthes, Cestoda, Cyclophyllidea, Taeniidae.